Messenger RNA from Magallana angulata, 1020 nucleotides. Its product is annotated as iron-sulfur cluster assembly 2 homolog, mitochondrial-like. Gene Ontology annotation, biological process: iron-sulfur cluster assembly. The record is from RefSeq and is a predicted model, not a curated record. The coding region runs from base 6 to 551 and encodes 181 amino acids. NCBI's taxonomy places the organism in Eukaryota, Metazoa, Mollusca, Bivalvia, Ostreida, Ostreidae. Gene Ontology annotation, molecular function: 2 iron, 2 sulfur cluster binding; iron ion binding; 4 iron, 4 sulfur cluster binding. The transcript is spliced from 4 exons. Gene Ontology annotation, cellular component: mitochondrion.
CUUCGAUGACGUUGAAGGCGAAGAGCUGUUUCGACGCAGAUUUCUUUUCGUCCUGUCGUUUUUCGCUUCUGAUUAUUUUAAAGAUAAUUUUAAUGGAAUUAUUAAGGAAGAUUGGUCUAUUACAGAAGACAAGCCAAGCUAUUCUGCGUCAAUGUUUCAAUAGACAAAUAACAUGGAGUGAAAGGCGCACUGUCCAUUUAAGCCAGAGAAAACUGACAAAAAACGAAAAGGACUUGAUUAGACUUAGUGAUACCUGUGUGAAGAGACUAAAAGAAAUUGCACAAGACAACUCCUAUCUGAGAGUAAUGGUGGAUGGAGGGGGCUGCUCUGGGUUUCAAUAUAAGUUUGACAUAGAGUCUAAAAUCCAUGAGGAUGACAAGGUAUUUGAAAAAGAUGGUGUGAAAAUAGCUAUUGAUGUUGACUCCCUGGAAUUCCUCAAAGGUUCUACCAUUGACUAUCACGAAGAACUCAUUCGGAGUGCCUUCAGAGUUAUCGAUAAUCCUAAAGCUGAACAGGGAUGCUCUUGUGGUGCCUCAUUCUCGAUCAAGUGAAAAAAAUAACACCAUUCAACAGCAACAGCAUUUAUUGAGAUGUCUGCAUGAUUAAAUUAGACAGAUUGUAUUCCUCAGAAAGCUUUGAACAGCCCAUGGUAUCUUCUUGUUCUGAGGAAGAAAAGAAACAAUAAUCUGUGAUACAUAUUAUGAGUUAAACAAAGUUAAUAAAGGAUUAGCUUAAGUCGAAGGGGCAUUACAAAAUUCACUCUUCUGCAGACACACAAGAUUUGUCAUGACUUAUUACGACUUAUAAAUUAUUAUAAUGAUAUGCAACAGAAUGUGUAUUUUUGCAAGCUAUUCAUUUUUCCUAAUUGAGGAAUAACUUGCAGUGUCUUUGAAAUGAAAUAACAGAUAAUGCAGAUAUUCAGAUAAAAGCCUUCAAAUGGUACCAUGUACUUGUAUGUGUGUCAAGAUUUUUACACACAACGUUUGUUUUGUUUUGAAAUAAAAGUUUAAAAACAUUGAA